Molecule: messenger RNA, 1935 nt
Organism: Sinocyclocheilus grahami
Lineage: Eukaryota; Metazoa; Chordata; Actinopteri; Cypriniformes; Cyprinidae
Product: flocculation protein FLO11-like
Exons: 4
Coding region: 13-1935 (640 amino acids)
Source: RefSeq, a predicted model, not a curated record
GUAAGCGCUCCCAUGUCUGCACCCCAAGCUGCCACAAAGAGCGGGUCAUCCUAUAGGGCAAGUUCACAGGUUGGUUAUCCAUCUCAAAUGGGAGCUUCCGGUCAGUUUGCAUCUCAGGGAGGGAACUAUUACAGGGGGUUGCUUCCACAGUCUCAAGCUACCUCUAGUCAAUAUGCGCUUGGCUACUCCAGGCCCAUUUCCUCACCCCAAAGCACUUUCAGUCAGUCCACCAGUGCCUUGAGUUCCCGUAAACCAUAUAGCUCUGGAUCUCAGUUUGGGGCCUCUACUGGUUUUGCCUCGCAGGGAAUGAGCAGCUCUUACAGUGGUUCUGUCCAGUCUCCAGGUACCACUAGCCAGUUUGCCCCUGGGUCUCUAUCCUCAUAUCCAGGUUUAUCAUUGUCCUCACUCCAAGCUGGUCCAUCUACUACUGUUCAGGGUUCUCUGAAGCAGCUUGCCUCUACCUACACAGGCAGCUCUGGCACCCAGGCAGGAUCAUCCAGCUUCACUCUGCAGGGAAGCACUGCUUAUGGUGGAUCACGUCAGCUUCAAGAUACGGAAAGUCCAUCUGCCCCUGGGUCUUCCCCAUAUGCAAGUGUUUCACUGUCCUCCCCACAAGCUGGUCUAUCUACUACUGUUCGGGGUUCUCUGAAGCAGCUUACCUCUACCUACACGGGCAGCUCUGGCACCCAGAGAGGGUCUACUCCCUUCACCCUGCAUGGAAGCACAGCUUAUGGUGGAUCACGUCAGCCUCAAGAUACGGCAAGUCCGUUUUCCCCUAGCUCUCCAUAUGAAAGCGUAUACUGCAAAUGUGUGUUGUCACCCCAAGGUGUAGACCGUCACUCUACUACUGCUCAGAGUUCACAAAAACCGUUUACCUCUAGCUAUGGAACCCAGUCAGGGUCUUCUACUCCCUUCACCCUGCAAGGAAGUAUCACUUUUGAUGGGUCACCACAGCCUCAAGGUGUUGCCAGUCAGUCUACUAUUUGGGGCUCUCCGAAGCCACUUACCUCUACCUUUGCAGGUAACUCUGACACCCGGGCAGGGUCCUCUACUCCAUUUAUCCUGCAGGGAGGCACCGCUUAUGGUGGUUCAUCUCAACCUCAAGAUACCACAGGUCCGCCUGCCCCUGGAUCUCAUUUCUCCCAUGCAAGUGUAACCCUGUCCUCACCCCAAGCUGGUCCAUCUACUAAUGUUCAGGCUUCUCGAAAGCGGUUUACCUCUGCCUACCAGGGCAGCUCUGGGGCUUCGUUUGGGGCCUCUACAGGUUUUGCCUCCCAAGGAAUGAGCAGCUCUUACGGUGGUUCUGACCAGUCUCAAGGUACCACUAGCCAGUUUGCCCCUGGGUCUCCGUCAUAUCUAGGUUUAUUAUUGUCCUCACCCCAUGCUGGUCCAUCUACUAAUGUUAAAGGUUCUCUGAAGCGGCUGGCUUCUACCUUCGUAGGCAGCUCUGGCACCCAGGCAGGGUCCUCUACGCCAUUUAUCCUGCAGGGAAGCACUGCUUAUGAUGCAUCACCUCAGCCUCUAGAUACUGCUAGCCAGUUUUCCCCAGGGUCUCCAUCCUCAUAUCCAGGUUUAUCACAGUCUUCACCCCAAGGUGUUGCUAGUCAGUCCAGCCGGGCAUAUCAAGGCCAUUCUGUGUCCCAAAGCCAGAAGUCUCAAAGAUGGCAGCUUUCAGCUGCCUGUUGGACACCAGUUAUUCAGACCUCAGAUGCCGCUGCAUCACAGGGUAGCUCUUCAUCUCAAAGCUCUCCAAUGCAGUUAUAUUCCCUGUCAUCUGCAAGAGGCUCAUCUUCAAGAGUUUCUGCACCGGGUGGUAGCACCCGUUAUGGUGGCUCUUUCCAGUCUCAAAGCCUCUCUACAACGUAUACCCCUGGGUCCCAGCUUCUGCCCUAUGUUCCAAGUGUUGCUGGUCAAUGUACAUCUAGGAGGUCUUGA